UCUCUCUCUCUCUCUAGUUUUCCUGUCUCUUUCCUUUCACCCCUUUUGAGUGCCGAGAAAUCGCCUCGUCAAGAUCAGUUCUUUUUUGACACCCCAGUUGAAAUGGGUGGCUCAUGCCUUCAAGGAAUCGAGAAGUUUAAGUUUUGAACUAGCUUGGGUACUUCCUUUUGUACUUGUGCAUAGCCAGCAGAGAUGGAGACUACUAGUCAGGAGCUUCUGAAAUUAGAGAAUAAGAGUUUCUCUUCCCCAUCGCUAGAGUCCACCUUGUUCAUAUGUAAAGAAAAGGAUUCAGACUCUAAAAGAAAACAGCCACUCCACAAUGGAAGGCCAUUAACAAGUUCAGUUCCUUCUAGCCAAGUUCUUGGAAAAGUGAAAGAUUUUCUUGGAGUCCUGUCUGAGGCUAACAAAAAACUGCAGGUUGAAGUCAAGGACAAUCCCAAAAGACAUGACAUUGAAGUUCUUGACGGGAAUGAGUCAGAAAUAAUAGAAAUGGACUUGAUGCUGGGGAUUGCUGAUCUUCAUACCCCGAGGCAGUAGCUGCUGCAGAAUCUGCAGUUGCAAGUCAUCAUCCUCUGAAUCCUUUAGCUGCCAGCAUUGGUGAAAUGGAUUCAGAAGACACUACCGAUGAUGAUGAUGAUGACAGCAAUGAUGGCAGUGAGGAUGGUGAUGAUGAUUGCGGUACUAGCCAAGCAGGCCUUCCUGUAAAGCAUGCAAGAUCUGAAAAUGGCAAAGAAGAUUCACACGGAUCAAUAGGAAGGAAACGGUCAAAAAAGCAACCGCAAAAGAAGCCUGAGAUUGUCGAGUUGUCUUGAUUCUGUGCAUCGUUUUGUUAUUGUAUAAGGUAAUAUGAUAAGUGCAAAGGCAGGAGUUUCUAAAUUUCACUGCUUAGUGCUUUAAUGGAAAUCAAACCCAAGGGCAAUGUGCUAGGAAUGUUGUCAUUUGCUGGAGAUUUCCACUGCCACCCAAACGAAAAAAGGUCAGCCGUGUGUCCGAUUUUGGUAGCAACAAAGAUGUUGCUAUUGUCUGAUCGAUCUUGCUUUUGCUUGUUAGUAGUUCUUUUCUUCCUUUUCAGCAUGGAUGAAAUUUUUGGGAAUAGGUUACACUUGUGUAACAUUGCCUCUUUCUUGACCCUUUUUUUCUAUCCAUGUUCACGAUAUUGAAGAGCUACUUUAAUGGUAUGCAAGCAAAGUUCUUA
Eucalyptus grandis is the source of this 1195-nucleotide messenger RNA. RefSeq lists its product as uncharacterized. The transcript is spliced from 6 exons. The record is from RefSeq and is a predicted model, not a curated record. NCBI's taxonomy places the organism in Eukaryota, Viridiplantae, Streptophyta, Magnoliopsida, Myrtales, Myrtaceae. Bases 193 to 537 code for a protein of 114 amino acids. Gene Ontology annotation, molecular function: box C/D methylation guide snoRNP complex binding. Gene Ontology annotation, biological process: box C/D snoRNP assembly.